This is a messenger RNA of Lolium perenne, 2551 nucleotides long. Its product is annotated as AP2-like ethylene-responsive transcription factor CRL5. Gene Ontology annotation, biological process: regulation of DNA-templated transcription. Lineage: Eukaryota; Viridiplantae; Streptophyta; Magnoliopsida; Poales; Poaceae. The record is from RefSeq and is a predicted model, not a curated record. Gene Ontology annotation, molecular function: DNA-binding transcription factor activity; DNA binding.
UGUGUGUGUGAAUGGUGUUAUUGUGUGGGUCAAGACUCAAGAGCAAGAGAGCAGCUAGCUCAGCUCAUUCCUUUUGCUUACUUUAAAGCCACGCGCAAACGCGAGCACAAACGGACUUGCUCACUCCAUCAUCUUCUCCUUCUGCCGCUCCUUCCUCUUCUUCUUUUCCAAUCUCCACCGCAAGCAAUGCCGGGAGGACACUGCUGAUCAUUAGCUAGCUGGUCCUUUUCUUUUCUCUAUUGAUAUAGUUCAACCAUUUCGGCCACCGAUCUCCACAUCAUUCUCCUCUCUCGCCAAUCGAUCUCUAUCUAGCUAGCUAGAUAGCUUCACAUUACACGAUGACAAACAACAAUAGCAACAAUGGCAAUGGCGGCAGCAACUCGGCGGCGAGCUGGCUGGGCUUCUCGCUCUCGCAGCACAUAGACGACCACCAGCAUGUGCAGCACCAGCAACAGCAACAGCACCAGGGCCUCUUCUACCCCAGCUCUGUCGCCGCCGCCUACAGCCUAGGCACCGACGUGGCCAGCGGCGGGUAUUACUCGCAGCUGGCAUCCAUGCCGCUCAAGUCCGACGGUUCCCUCUGCAUCAUGGAAGCUCUCCGAAGAACCGAUCAACAGGAUCACCACGGGCCGAAGCUGGAGGACUUUCUUGGAGCGGGGCAGCCAGCGAUGGCGCUGAGCCUGGACAACACCUCCAGCUUCUACUACUACGGGGGCGGAGGCGGUGGUGGUGGCGGUGUGCACCACGGGAACGGCCACGGUGGCGGUGGCUUCCUGCAACAGUCGUACGACUUGUACGGCGGUGCUACGGCGGUAGCGGCCGAGGAGGACGCGGCGGCGGCCACGGCCAUGGCGAGCUGGGUGCAGGCCGCGCGCGGCGCGACGAGCGCGUACGCGACGGCCGAGAACGUGCUGUCCAUUGCGGCAGGAGCAGGCCAACAGCAGCAGCAGCACCUUCACGGGCACCACCACCCGCUGGCCCUGUCCAUGAGCUCCGCCGGGUCGCUGUCCAGUUGCGUGACCGCGGGGGCCGAGUACGGGUCCGUGGUCGCCGCCGCAGCGGCGGACGGCGGGCGGAAGCGCGGCGGCGCGACGGCGGGGCAGAAGCAGCCAGUGCACCACCGCAAGUCCAUCGACACGUUCGGGCAGCGGACGUCGCAGUACCGGGGCGUCACCAGCAGGCAUAGGUGGACGGGGCGGUAUGAGGCGCACCUGUGGGACAACAGCUGCAAGAAGGAAGGGCAGACCAGGAAAGGGAGGCAAGUUUAUCUCGGAGGGUACGACAUGGAGGAGAAGGCGGCUCGGGCGUACGACCAGGCAGCACUCAAGUACUGGGGCCCUUCCACCCACAUCAACUUCCCCCUGGAGGAUUACCAGCAGGAGCUGGAGGAGAUGAAGAACAUGACGAGGCAGGAGUACGUGGCACACCUCAGAAGGAAGAGCAGCGGCUUCUCUCGCGGCGCGUCCAUGUACCGCGGCGUGACCCGGCACCACCAGCACGGGCGGUGGCAGGCGCGCAUCGGCCGCGUCUCCGGCAACAAAGACCUCUACCUCGGCACCUUCGGGACGCAGGAGGAGGCGGCGGAGGCGUACGACAUCGCCGCCAUCAAGUUCCGGGGACUCAACGCCGUCACCAACUUCGACAUCACGCGCUACGACGUCGACAAGAUCAUGGCCAGCAACACGCUCCUCCCCGGAGAGCUCGCCAGGCGAAACAAGGACGCUACCGCCGCGCCGCCACUGCCCCUGCCAUCCCCUGACGACGGCGCCGCCUCCGCCCUGGUGCCCCUGUCCACUCAGACUCAGAGGACGGACGCCGGCGGCCGCGGCCACCACCAAGACGUCCUCUCCUCGGGCGAGGCCUUCUCGGCGCUGCAUGACCUGGUCACCGUCGACGGCCAAGCCGCGCAGGGGGGCAACGGUGCGCACGUGCAUAUGUCCAUGUCGGCCGCGUCGUCGCUGGUUACGAGCCUGAGCAACUCCCGCGAGGAGAGCCCGGACCGGGGCGGCGGCCUCUCCAUGCUCUUCGCCAAGCCGCAGCAGCAGCAGCAGCAGCAGCAGGCGACCACCCUGGCGCCGUCCCCGAAACUCAUGAGCACCCUGGCGCCGUUGGGCUCCUGGGCGUCGUCGGCGCGACCGGCAGCCGUCUCCAUCGCUCAAAUGCCCAUGUUCGCCGCGUGGAGCGACGCAUGAACGAUCGGAUUCACCCAAGAACUCGUGCGUGCAUGCGUUUCAUGGAGACGGCAGGCAGUUUUUUCAUUACUAGCUAGGUCGGCGACGUGAUCAAGGAGUAGCGAGUGAUUAGAUGUACUUUGUUGGUGUAGUAAUAGUAGUACCAGUAGCAUCUAAGAGAACUAAGAGUAGUAGCACCAGUAGAGGACGGAGACUAUUACCGGAGACGUAAGAUUGAGGAAAUGCGCGCCGUGGCCUCCCCUGUUUCCUUCUUCUCCGGCUUACUGACGGAGGAGAAGGGGUUUUGUAAAAUGGGAGGCCGCCGGUGCAUCUCCUCCAAAUCCAGAAAUCAAAUAUUAUAGCUAGCUUAGCCUCACUUA